CUGGAGAUUUUUCAGAUGAGACUGGAUGUGGCACUUAGUGCCAUAGUCUGGUAACCAUGGCAGUGUGGGAUCAGGGGUCAAACUUGAUGAUUUCGGAGGUCUUUCCCAACCCAAGCUGCUUCUAUGAUUCUAUGACUCUACGUUAUCCCUCUUCCCCUGCCUCCAGAGGCCACCACCAUGCCCAGAUCAUGGAACCAGCCCCCCUGUGACAUCAGCCUCAGGCUGAGGGCACUGCCAGCAACUCCAGUGCUGCAGGCACCUUGUUGGCAGCUGUGCUGGAAGAGACAGGCCCUCACUCCUUGCAGCUGACUUGUGUCGCUGGCAGCGAUGAUUCUGCUGCGCCUGCUCAUCUUGCUGGCCCUGUGUGGGGCCGCCGACGGCACAUCGAACACGUGCGGACAGGUCUGCGGGCUCCGGCCUGUGCCCUACAGCACGACGCGCAUCGUGGGUGGCGUAAAUGUCCCACCAGGAAAAGGGGCCUGGGCCGGGAUAGUCAGCAUCCAGAGUCUUCGGACAAAAAAAUUUUUUAGGCAUAACUGUGGAGGGACCAUCAUCAGACCACAGUGGGUCCUCUCAGCUGCCCACUGCUUCAUCAACCGCACAAAUCCCCUCAGCAAGUGGGGCGUGCUGGCCGGGCUCACAACAACUGCUGACUCAGGGCCUGAGGUACAAAUACGCCGGAUUAAGCAGGUGAAGAUACACGAGCAAUACGAUGGCCUUAUGCGUCAUGACAUUGCCCUGGUGGAAUUGACGAAGCCCUUUGAGUGCAACCCCUCCGUUCAGCUCGCUUGUCUACCUGGUCCCACAGUGAAAGUGUCAGCUCUGAACUGCUAUGUUGCUGGCUGGGGUGCCACUGAGGCUAAAACUGUAGCACAAGCAAGUGUCCUGAAGGAGGCCAAGGUGCUCCUCAUCGACACCCAGCUCUGCAACAGCACCGACUGGUAUGGAGGGAGGAUCCAAGACGACAAUGUGUGUGCUGGGCAACCAGAGGGUGGCAUGAACACCUGCCAGGGUGACAGCGGGGGGCCUCUCAUCUGCAAAGAUAGCACAGCUGACAUCUUCUGGGAAGUUGGUCUGACCAGCUGGGCAGUAGGUUGUGCCAGACCCAAAAAGCCUACAGUUUUUGUCUCCACUCAAUACUACCACAGCUGGAUCAUGAAACACAUUGGCCAGAGCUCAGCUAUUCCAGCGCCAGUGCAAUCCUGUCCGUUUCCACGUACGAAGCUGCUGCAAUUCUUUGAUCUGCUGCAGGAGCUCUUGAAGUUCCUAAAGGCAAAACCGGCUUGAGCAGCAGGAUGGACAGGCUGUGGCACAGGCUGUAGUGAGCCAUAACCAUGUCCUUCUGGGACAAUGCCUGCUGAUCCAAAGGCAGCCUCAGUACCAAAGGCCUCCUCUGUCCUGCCCACGCUCCUCCUCUGCAUGCACACAAAUGCUGAUGUGGACUUAGUUGUUGUUGAAAUAAAGUUGCCUGUUUUCACCAUUAA
Messenger RNA from Pipra filicauda (Wire-tailed manakin), 1484 nucleotides. RefSeq names its product acrosin-like. Gene Ontology annotation, biological process: proteolysis. Gene Ontology annotation, molecular function: serine-type endopeptidase activity. The record is from RefSeq and is a predicted model, not a curated record. NCBI's taxonomy places the organism in Eukaryota, Metazoa, Chordata, Aves, Passeriformes, Pipridae. The transcript is spliced from 5 exons. Bases 328 to 1287 code for a protein of 319 amino acids.